CACUACUUUUGCUUCAAUCUUGGAUUCUUUUAAUAAUAUAUUAUUUAUUUGUUAUUAUGACCGGUGUCUUCAACAGUUAACAAGAGGCGAAACAAAACAGUGUUUUGGAACCUAGUAAAGUUUGCUUCUUCCUUUAUAUCUCUCUUUCUGACAAAAAACAAAGUUGUCUUUUUUUUUUCUCCCUUCCAUUAUAUUGGUUGAAUUAAGCUCAUUGUUACUAGGUGAUUAUUGUUAUUAUUAUUUUUAACUUCAUUGGAGAUCUUCUUCUUCUUCUUUGCUUGUGUUACUUUGUGUAUUGAAUUUAAGGUGGUUGAGCUUCCUUUCGUGGAUCCAUUUCUUUGAGUGUUCCAUAUAUAUAUUUUGGUUUCAUUUACACCAGGUUGACGGCUCCAGUUUUGAUGAAGGAUUAGGGUUCAUCUCUUUGCUGCUUUGAGGAUUGCUUGUGAAUUACGAAUCCGAUUGUUGGAGGCUUAUAUAGUGGGGAAUUUGUCCGCUCUCAAACUUGCAUCAACCAUGUCGAGACAGAAAAUAUGGUGAUCAGCCGUGCUCAUUGCUAAAGACAAUGGACGGCAUGCUUGUGACUGACCGGAAAGAUGAACAGGGGAAUGACGAUUCGUUGCAAAACGGGGAUUUAUCAGUAGGAGAGAAUGGAAUGAAUAAUUCCGAGUUGAAAUUGAAGAAGCUGGCAAGAAAGGUAAAUCCAUGGCAUGCCUUGAUGUUAAAUGUUAAAAGAUUACAAGGUCGGAAAAAUCUUAUAAAGGAUUUGUUGCAACGGAGUAUUUUCGACAUAAGUCAUAAGAUCCCAAGGCAUGUGGUUACUCUAGACGAGAGAUAUCUUCGUCGUUGCCUGGAAUUGAUUCAUAUCAAUGCGGCAAAAGCAGCUCGGUGCAACAUCUCAGUCAACUUGAGCUCUUUGAACAUGGGUGUUUUGUCUGAUGGAUUGAAUUCAACUAAAAUCCGGGAUGAAGAUACAUGUGAUUUCGACAGGUUUGUUUUUGACUGUCCAUUGGCAGUUGAGACUGGUAGUGUUGUCCUUGGUCCGGCUGAUCCAUGGGUUGUAGGUUCGAUAAUGGGCAGCAACAGUAUGGCAAAUAUAUUGAAGAGCCCAUUGUUACAGAAAUUGGGUGUAUCGAACGUUGAUUCGAGUUUAAUGGAUAUUAAAGGAUCAAAGAUAAGUUCUGAUUUCACAAACUCCCUUGGUGGUUUCAUGAAUUAUUCCUCGAAUAAGCUCGGAAGUGAAACACCUGUAUUGGAUACUCGUAAUGGAUCAGAAACAGUGCAGAAAAGGCUUGUUUCCGUGUCAAGUUCAAACUCAUCGUGCUCUGAUCAAUCCUUUUCUUCUAAUUCGACAACGAUUUCGCAGGGAAUGCUUCAAUGCACGUGGAAGGGUGGGAUUCUGUAUUUUGUUUUCUCCCUUGAUAAUCAGAGGGUGGUAUAUGUAGCCAAUUUGUUGAAGGACGGAUCGGCUCGGAAUAGAGGUCUGGGAUAUACAUACUUGUUCCGGUCUAGCAAGGGUGGUCAUAAGGAACAUGGGAUUAAUGAUAAUGACUUACAUCUUGUUGGUAAGAUGAAGGUAUCUACUUCUUUCACAAUUGGCCCCCUAGAUUCUAAAGUCAUGGAAACGGAGUUUGUUUUGUUUGAUGGUAAUCAAACUUUUAACCUGGAACCACAAACUUCAAGCCAUAACCACGGGAAGAAUAAGGGUAUAUCGAAAAAAGUGGCGGAAGUAUUCAAGAACACUCACUUAUCCAAACAGAGAACAAUAUCGAGAUACCGUCGGUCAAUUUCCUUAAUCGAAGAUUCUUCUUCAGAUCCCAUCAAUAAUUCCGAUGCACUAGACCGCUUGAAUCUGUUAGAUGAACAACUUCCACCAAAUUUUGAAUCCCUCGCUAUUAUCACAAGGGACCAUUUCCCCGAAAAUCCUCACUCGGAAGUUGGAGGUUGGGGCUUAAAGUUUCUCAAGAAAACAGGGGUUAAGCAAAAGAUUGACCCUUCAGAUUGCUAUACCGGUGAUUGCUCAACGAGUAUGGAUAUUAUAGUGCCAGCGGGUAUUCACGGUGGUCCGAGAAUCCAAAAUGGUGGCCCAUCGAGUCUUAUCGAAAGAUGGAGAUCCGGUGGACAUUGCGACUGUGGUGGCUGGGACUUGGGUUGUCCGGUGAAGGUACUUCAAGCCAGAUCAAGCAAAAAGGACGGCAUACCUCCAACCGAAAUAUUCGAGGCAUGCAAGUUAUUUGAUUUUUUCAUUCAGGGUUCCGAGCAUGGUUCUCCAACGUUGAGCAUAUCAAAUGUUCACGAUGGUCUGUAUUUCAUUCAUUUUCAACCAUCGCUCUCAGCUCUACAGUCCUUCUCGAUUGCAGUGGCGUACAUCCAUACCCGAAGCCCCACUCUCCGACCGAAAAAUGUACAGCGGUCCAAGUAACAGGAUCUAGAAUCGAAAUUCAUGUAGUUGUAACCGACCCCUUACUGUCCUAUAAUGGUGUGUAGAUCGAAAUUUAGGUAUUUUAUACAGGAAUUUGAGAUUGUUAAUUUUUCAUGCUUUGUUUUCAGAUUGUUAUGUAGGUUUUGAUUUUAUCAUUGAUUGGAAAUCUUAUCAUUGAUUUCUCAUAAACAAAAGAUAUUGUAUUUUUGUUCAUUUUGAUUGAAUCUAAAAGUUUUAGGUA
Molecule: messenger RNA, 2660 nt
Organism: Gossypium raimondii (Peruvian cotton)
Lineage: Eukaryota; Viridiplantae; Streptophyta; Magnoliopsida; Malvales; Malvaceae
Exons: 4
Coding region: 563-2419 (618 amino acids)
Source: RefSeq, a predicted model, not a curated record